GACAGAUGGUCGAUACUAGCCACCACUUCCUUUGUCUGCGUCCGAUACACCGGACAUAUACCACGGGCUGUUAAAAAUACUGAAAAAAAAAACACUUCAGCCAAAAUGAAGCCGCGCAGCAUUCGCUGCAUGAAGUUCUUUCUCACACUCUUCAACAUCAUUUGCAUCCUAUGCGGCCUGAUCCUCAUGGCGGUCUGUGCCAUGAACAUCCGGGAGCGCAAGACCCGUCCGGAGCAGUCGGCGGUGUCUCGCGGGGUGCUCUCCUUCCUCAUCACCCUGGGCCUGUGCCUCGUGGUCACCGCCGUGCUGGGGUGUAUUGGGGCGCUGAGAGAGCAUGUGAAGAUACUGUAUGUGCACGCAUGCUUCUUCAUCUUCCUGGUAUCCGUGGAGUUCGUGGUGGGCGUGGGCGGCGCGGUGCUGAGCGCGUGGGUCGGCGGCGGGAGCGAGCUGCGCGUGCAGUUCUACCGCAACGCGACGGUUGAGGAUGACGUGGCCCGCCAUCAUGCGUUCUGGGAGAAUCUGCAGUCUGAGAACGGUUGCUGCGGCGUCGACGGCCCCCAAGACUACGCCAUCCUGCACCGAGACAUCCCCGCCUCAUGCUGCAUCAGGGCCCACCCGCUGCGGGAGGGGGGGGCGCGGAGGCAGCUGCACGCCACCUGCCUGUCGGAGAAGAGCUACUACUCCAGGGGCUGUGAAGAGGUGUUGAGGCAGAAGAAAGCGCUGAAGGGGAAUAUAUUUAUAUCGACUGGUGUUAUUUUUGCUUUGGUUGAGAUACUAUGCAUCGUGCUGGCGCUGUGGAUGGCCCGGACCAUCCGCAGCGAGCGUCGGAAGCUGCAGCAGAACCUGCAAGCUCACUUCGAGACAUGAAACUUUCAGGAUGUAUCACUGCUACUGGCACAAAACUAAAGAUUUUAUUACCUACUGAUAAGUUCAAGAUUUGUUCAAAUCACUUUCAAUCACAUUAUGCAUGCCUUUUGGAUGUUGUGCAAUACAGAAUGUACUUUUGAUAAGAUAAACACUUUAUUAGUACUUAAGUAAAUAUGUAUAACGUAUGUGAAAGCACAAAUAUUUUUUAAGUAUUCAAGAAACACAUUUUUGUAAACUGUAAGUAUUUGUCUGAAAAUGCGACGUAGCAUUGGGGUUUGAGAUAAUUGCUUUGGAUGACUUUCCAAUUUAAUGUUCUAUGCUAACCAAAAGUACCGUAUGCAUUUUAUGAUAAAAUUGAACUUAAUCUUUAUCUUAUACGAAUUUUUCACUAAAUAACUAACUGUGUUCACUAUUUAAUGUACAAUUUAAAAUAAGAAGCUGAAAUAACGUGGCUAAUAGCUGUGAUAAAAUGUAGAAAUAUAAAUUGAAACAAAAUAUGCAGUUGAAUUAUCGCUGUUUUCGGACCAAUAUUAGAAUUUGUAUGUUGUUUGUACUGUUUAUUUUGUAAAUGUAUUUUAAUUGAAGAUUGUGAAGAAGUUUUUGUACCUUUUUGUGAUGUUCUAAGUGUUGUGUGAUCUUUGUAGGCUAAAUGAUAAUGAUUAAAUUAGUUAGAUGAUGUG
Messenger RNA from Plutella xylostella (diamondback moth), 1547 nucleotides. Its product is annotated as 23 kDa integral membrane protein. The record is from RefSeq and is a predicted model, not a curated record. Gene Ontology annotation, cellular component: plasma membrane. NCBI's taxonomy places the organism in Eukaryota, Metazoa, Arthropoda, Insecta, Lepidoptera, Plutellidae.